AUGAUGUGGGAAGCAGGAGAAUCAACCGAAGGAGGGGGAGGGGGUGUGAAUGAAAAUGGUGGAAGUGGGAGGAGGAAGCCAUCGUGGAGAGAGAGAGAGAACAACAAGAGGAGAGAGAGAAGAAGAAGGGCCAUAGCAGCCAAGAUAUAUACAGGUUUAAGGGCACAAGGGGAUUACAAUUUGCCUAAACACUGUGACAACAACGAGGUCCUCAAAGCUCUCUGUGCUGAAGCUGGUUGGAUUGUUGAGCCUGAUGGCACCACCUAUCGCAAGGGAUGCAAACCACCAAGCUGGGAAAUUGGAAGCAUUUCAACCAAUAUGACACCUAGUUCUUCUGUAAAUCUUAGUCUACCAUCAUCAUAUUUCUCAAGUCCAAUUCCUUCUUACCAACCGAGUCCAUCAUCCUCGUCCUUCCCCAGCCCGACUCGACAAAGUGCCAACCCAUCAUCACAUCCAUUUGCAUUCCUCCUUAACUCUAUCCCUUCAUCUCUCCCUCCUCUCCGAAUAUCAAACAGUGCCCCUGUAACUCCACCGCUCUCGUCUCCAACUAGACGCCCUAAGCAAACUUUCAAUUUGGAAACUCUCGCGAAAGAAUCCAUGUCCGCUUUGAAUAUCCCCUUUUUCGCUGCUGCUUCGGCCCCAGCAAGUCCAAAUCGUAGUAGGCGCUUUACUCCAACGACCACUAUACCUGAAUGCAAUGAGUCAGACUCAUCUACUAUUGAUUCUGGCCAGUGGAUGAACUUCCAAGCAUAUCUUAAUGCACCCACCAUGGUUCCAACCUCUCCAACCUUUAAUCUUGUGAAACCCGUGGCUCAGCAACUUACUUCCAAGGACACCGUGUUGGAUAAGGGGAAGAGUACAGAAUUUGGUUUUGAGAAUGUAGCAGUGAAGGCAUGGGAAGGGGAGAGGAUUCAUGAGGUAGGAUUGGAUGAUCUCGAUCUCACACUAGGAAGUGGGAACACUCGGAUUUGA
This is a messenger RNA of Fraxinus pennsylvanica, 972 nucleotides long. The record is from the annotation of a GenBank genome assembly. NCBI's taxonomy places the organism in Eukaryota, Viridiplantae, Streptophyta, Magnoliopsida, Lamiales, Oleaceae.